Molecule: messenger RNA, 1568 nt
Organism: Octodon degus (degu)
Lineage: Eukaryota; Metazoa; Chordata; Mammalia; Rodentia; Octodontidae
Gene: CUNH8orf34
Product: chromosome unknown C8orf34 homolog
Exons: 7
Coding region: 1-1122 (373 amino acids)
Source: RefSeq, a predicted model, not a curated record
AUGAGUUCUUCCUUCGCCUUGGAGUUGACUGAGUUGGCCGCGCGGCGUCCGGGUUUCCAGCUGUCUGCGCCCCAGAAGCUGGCGGCUCCCGGGGUCUCUGUCCACGCCCGCGGCAGGGACCGAGCCAGCCGCGCCCGGGGAGCCCAGGCUCCGGGGCGCCCGUCCGGCCUCAGUUGGGGACCAAGGCGCGUAGUCCCCGGCAGAGGCGCCAGGUCUCCGGGCUUCCUGCACUCCGCCCGCUGUCCCGUCUGCCUCUUCAUGGCGUCUCGUCAGCAGACCAGGAUCCAGGCUUACCUGGAGAGGAACAAGAUCGGUCCUCUGUUUGAGGAAUUAAUGACCAAGUUAAUUACUGAGACACCUGACCAGCCAAUCCCAUUUCUCAUCGACCAUCUGCAGUCUAAACAAGGAAACCGCGAACAACUACAGAGAACUUUGUCUGGGUCUGCAGCUCUCUGGGCAGAAAGUGAAACAUCAGAUACUAAAGGAUCAAGGAGAGAUUUCAGAAGCUAUGAUAAACCUUGGCAAUUAAAUGCAAAGAAGCCAAAAAAGUCCAAAAGUGACCUUGCCGUGUCUAGUAUUUCACCCCCCUCACUGGACUCCAAAUCAUUGCCAAGGUCAGUAGAGCAUCCUAGAUGGAACUGGCGGACUAACACAGAAAGCCGUGAUUUUGAUGAAUUGAACCACAUCCUUCAAGAGAGCAAGAAGCUGGGGAAAGCCCUUGAGAAUCUCUCUCGGAGUAUUGCAAUUUCAGAUGAACUUGAUAAGGAAACAGUGGCUUUUAAUUCUUCUCUUCUGAGGCCUCGUGUUAUUGGAGAAUGGAUUGGUAGAGAAGAAAAUGAUGCUGAUCCACUAGCUGCUGAAAUGCUGCAGCCCCCAGUUCCAAGAAGUAAAAAUGAUCAAUGGGAAAGUGAAGAUAGUGGUUCUAGCACUGCAGGAAGUUUAAAGAUGGAACCCAAGACUAAAGGAUUAAAACAGCAGCAGCAACAGCACAAGAAACUUCUGGCAGCAAUGCUGUCCCAAGAUUCCUUCGACUCCAGCCAGAGUCCCACCCCAUCUGUAACAGAGGAAGAUAUUGAUAAUGAAGAUGAUGCGAUGGAGUUGCUGGGUAAUUUUAAAAAUUAAUCAUUUCUCAUUUUUCUUCUUUAGCAUUGUAAAAGUAUGUGGUGAUUAAGAGAUUUCAAAGUUUUUUAAUCAUUUUGUCUUUAGGAAAAGAAAUCAUUAAACAUAUACUUUCUUACCUGAGACUUUUAUGAAUUUGCAUGUAAGACCUAAACUGAAGUAAUCAAGCAUGCGAAAUACUUUUUAGACUAUAAUUUGUGCUCUGUGGAUGCAGCACUUUCCCUUCAGGACUUAAUCAAGCUUUACUGUGUGAAAUUGUGAUAAGAGUUCCAGUGUAUCUGCUUUAUGCUCUGAUUAGAAUUGCACACCUACUGUCUAUAAAACAUACCCAGAGUGCAUUCUCUAGUCCUCAUCCCAAUAUGUUAUUUUAAAGAUGUUUUAGAAAAAUAGUAUCAAGUUCAAAGAAGCAGAUAGUAAAUUAAUACCCUAUGUCUUUCAUAAAUGAUGGG